Messenger RNA from Penaeus chinensis, 2404 nucleotides. RefSeq lists its product as uncharacterized. NCBI's taxonomy places the organism in Eukaryota, Metazoa, Arthropoda, Malacostraca, Decapoda, Penaeidae. Bases 1 to 2301 code for a protein of 766 amino acids. The record is from RefSeq and is a predicted model, not a curated record. The transcript has 7 exons.
AUGAGGCAGCUGCAGGAGAAGUGCCGAGAGCAGAGACAGCCCCUGUACCUGGCCUUCAUUGACCUGACAAAGGCCUUCGACUUGGUCAGUCGAGAUGAACUAUUGACCCUUCUCCAGCGGAUUGGAUGUCCCCCCAAGCUUCUGAGCAUAAUUGUGUCCUUUCACCAGGACAUGUGUGGGACAGUCCAAAAUGGAGUGAAGCACGGCUGCGUCCUUGCUCCAACCCUCUUUGGCAUCUUCUCCCUGCUCCUUUCCUAUGCCUUCCGGGAAUCCGACGACGGCGUUUUCAUUCACACAAGAAGCGACGGAGACUUCUUCAAACUGGCUCGCCUUCGUGCAAAGACAAAGGUGAAUAGGGUGCUCAUCAGAGAGCUGCUCUUUGCUGAUGAUUUUGAAGAAGACCCAGGUCAGGACUUCAGCAGUGCCCCCAGCGUAUCCAUCAGAGACCACACCCUCGAGGUGGUGGACAAGUUCACCUACCUCGGGUCUACUAUCUCCAACAACCUAUCCCUUGACCCUGAGCUGAACACCAGGAUCGGCAAGGCUGCAUCUGCAAUGACUCGCCUGACAAAGCGAGUGUGGGACAACACCAUGCUCAGCACCAACACUAAGAUGACAGUCUACCAGGCUUGCGUGCUGAGCACUCUCCUCUAUGGCAGUGAAGCGUGGACCCUUUACUCCCACCAGGAACGCAGGCUGAGCGCCUUUCCCUUGCGCUGCCUUCGCAGGCUGCUCGGCAUCACUUGGCGGGACCGCGUCACCAACAUCGAUGUCCUGGCCGAGGCGGGGAUACCGAGCAUGUUUGCCAUCCUGACCCAGAGACACUUGCGCUGGCUGGGCCAUGUCACCCGAAUGGAUGACAGGCGCAUCCCCAAAGACGUGCUGUUCGGGGAGCUGGCCACAGGCACCAGGCGAGGAAAGAGAACGAGAAGUGCCAGUUCCAUUGCCGUGAUCGCAUCAGUAAUGUCUGUAAAAUUCAAGUGUCUCUGGUUCUUUUGUUCUGUCGCAUUCCUUGUCAUCGAGGUAACGUUUUUAAAUUACCACUGGCAGCGCGACAACGACCCGCGCCUUGGAUUCGCUGGCCGCGCGAGUGACUGGGGAAAUGGCGCCGCUGACAGCGCGAGGAGAGUGAGCGAGUGUCGGUCGAUGUUCGAAAUGAACAGCGACGAGAAGAGGGUUUCCCGUGACACCGACCACUACGAGGACCUGAGUGUCACGUUGCCCUUUCACCCUCGCCAUCGCGGGGCCUCGCAGUCUCCUUCAGGGACGCUGGGGCCGCGGGCUCUUGGCGCGGAGGACCCGGAUCCCCGCCCAUUCCCGACAGGAGGAAGGCUCCCCUACCUUCCGUGCCAGCUGCAGGAGUACGGGCCCGAGCUCACCCUUGACUGCAUGAGGGCAAGGCUUGGCCAGGGCAGGAAGCUGAGGAUCUUGUUUGCCGGAGAUUCGAAAAUUCGCAAUACCUUCUUUAAGUUUCUUAACGUUACCAAGAGCAUGCAUUACAUUAUCUCGUACCAGAACACUUCAGGCAGUCUUGAGGACGUCCUAAGCAAAUUGGAUGAAAUCAUGUGGACACAUUUUGACGCUGUGUCAAAGGUCAACCCAAGCCUACGUGUUUCCAUGCGAUUUUGCACGUUUCUAGUGAGCUCCUCCUCGACUUUUGAGUAUCGAGAGGACGUCCAGCUCCUGAAGAGAUUGGCGGCGGGGACUGACCCGGCUCCUGAUCUCUUGGUGACUGCAUACUCCACUUGGACACUGGGAGAGAUGGACUGGGGACACGUUAUUCCUUAUCUCAGUGUCUUGGACCUCAUGAGAGAAGGACUCUCUCGAGUGGUCCCACUGCUACAUCGCAUAUCACUGCGAACUCGCGUCCUUGUGCUGUCGGAGAGUCGCCUAAAGCCCUUUGCGCCUCAUGUGAACCACAUGCGACCCGCCAUCUUCUCUGACAGCAACAUCGAGUGGAGUGAUAUGAUAUUCUUCCACUACCUCCGGGAUGAAGAAAAAUCCCGGAUCCGAGACGGACGGUCACCCUCGGGCUCUCGGACUGAGAGGGACUGGCUGAAGGCCGACUCGGAGGGCCUCUGGUGGUGGGACUCGCUCCUGCCCCAUGGUCUGGCCGUUAGGGCUCUGUGCGCGGAUUUGCACAUGCAAAACCUCACUCUCACGCCGCUGUACGCUCACUUGCGAUGCGACGACACAAACCACGACGGCGAGACAACACUGGAAGAGGGAGUGACUAUGUUGCUCAAUCUUAUAUGCAACACUGCUACCAGUUUACACGUCGACAACUAUUGUUGCCAAUAGCUGGCUAAUCAUUGCUCUAAAUAUAUAACCUUUGUUCGGAGCUGCACUAUUUUUACAGCUGCAGCACUCUCCCUUUCCUGUACAUAUUAAAAAUACAAAACUG